AGGCCACUGAAGCAAAUCCACGGAGAUUGACUUGGAAGUGAAGAGAGAAGAGGAGAUCCGCCUGCUUGGCUUCCUGACACAGGGGUUUCUAUUUGUUUUCUCCCUUUGCUCAGGACACAAUUUCCACACGAUCAUUAGUGGAGAGCAGCCCAGCGGGGUCAAGGCUAGGAGGAGGGGACGCAGCCGCAAGCAGUGAAGGAAGGUGGAGGCACAAAGGCAGAAGAGCGGGUGGACGAAAGCAUGAAGCAGCUCCUGGACAGCAGCUGGAAGAAAUUUGGACACGCUGACAGGGGGAACUACGACUGGCUGAACACUGAACCAGGUGGGCCACUUCUGGAAACAGAGCUCCAGAGUAGACAACAGAUAAGUUCAACCAAAGACGACAUAGAGCCAUUUCUGUGCAUCAUUUUGCCUGCCACCAUGAUGCUCUUCCUGGCAUUCCUGCUGCUCUUCCUGUACCGCCGCUGCCAGCGCCCCAUCCCACAAGGGCAGAUCUUCAGCAUUGACCUCCCUGAGGCCCUGCCUGAGCACGACGUGUCCAAUUUCUUUUCUGUGCUGCCCUGGAACAGCGAGCAGAGUUUUCAUUACUCCACUCUCCUCCCGGAUGCCACGUUUCUCUCCAUGUGCUUGCCUCCAUCCUACGAGGAGGCCACAACAAAGACUGCCCUGGGUGAGGCUCACAUUGAGCUCUCUCCAGACCCAGUGCCUCCUUACGAAGAGAGCACACAGCCAUCCAGCAGCACCAAAUAAGCUUCCUACGGAAGUACCUUAGCUGAAGCAUGCUGCCCCUCAAGGCAUAAAUACAGAUCUGCUAUGGCCUUUAAAAUUAGCACAAAUAAUCCAAAUGAGGCAAAAACCAAUGAACUGCGAAGCAGCAAACUUGAAGGAACAAGGAAUUAGAAUAUUCUAGAACAAGGUGAAGAGUAUUUUCCACGUGUAGCAAGGCUAAACUUCAGUUCUAUACUGGUAAUGAGGAAAUCUGAGAGAAUGGAGUAUGUUGUAUGAGGAUUAGAUUUACAGACGGAUGAGAAUCUGCCCAUCUGCAAUCCCAAAGAAAUGUAACAACACUGAUGGCUGGACUUGAUGAUCUUGAAGAUCUUUUCCAGCCUAGAUAACUCUAUGAUAAAUUAUACUACAGAUUUACCAGUUGCAAAAAGGGCUUUUAGCAUGAAACUAUGCCAGCUUGGCUUUUUCUACUUUACGUGUUUGUUUUUCAUUGAGCUCCUAAUAAGUUGAUUUAUUUAGUCAGCAUGUCUUAACAUCACAUCAUUCUUCAGUGCUCUGGAACAAUCGAUCACAGCACUCAGGAAUGCAAAUAAAUUAAACUCUAAGGAAGUCUUCCAAUUGUCCCAAGAAGUACAGCCAUGCACCUUUCCUGAAGGCUGACUUCCAACACUACUGAACAGUGAGAGCAAUCAGAGAAGACCAGAUCAUUCUGGAUGAGGAAGACUCCAGCACCAUCACACACAAAUACACGUGUUUGCUACAAGACAAGGCCUACAAAAUUCCAAAGUUCUAGGCUACUGGCUUGACUUAUUUUCCAGUGUACAGAUUAGAACAAUAAAUUCUGUGACCGUGA
Tympanuchus pallidicinctus (lesser prairie-chicken) is the source of this 1579-nucleotide messenger RNA. It is a transcript of the gene SMIM28, whose product is annotated as small integral membrane protein 28. NCBI's taxonomy places the organism in Eukaryota, Metazoa, Chordata, Aves, Galliformes, Phasianidae. The record is from RefSeq and is a predicted model, not a curated record. The transcript is spliced from 2 exons. Bases 241 to 750 code for a protein of 169 amino acids.